Aspergillus puulaauensis is the source of this 429-nucleotide messenger RNA. RefSeq names its product DASH complex subunit DAD2. The transcript has 3 exons. The record is from RefSeq and is a predicted model, not a curated record. Gene Ontology annotation, cellular component: DASH complex; mitotic spindle pole body; mitotic spindle midzone. The coding region runs from base 1 to 429 and encodes 142 amino acids. Lineage: Eukaryota; Fungi; Ascomycota; Eurotiomycetes; Eurotiales; Aspergillaceae. Gene Ontology annotation, biological process: attachment of spindle microtubules to kinetochore; mitotic cell cycle.
AUGGCUUAUACGUCCCGCCCUACCUCCAUGCUGGGCCCCGGAACGUCGGCGGCGUCCCUUCGACAGCCAGGCGGUGCCAUAUCUCAACAGCAGUCCUCGGCUUUGGCAGCUCGCAUUGCGUCGAAGAAGGCUGAGUUGGAUAAUCUGGUCCAGCUUCGUGACAUGAGCAACGGCCUUGCAGGGCAAAUGGAGGUCCUUCGGGCCAAACUGGAAACACUUAAAGACGGUACAGAAGCCGUGGCAUGCGUACUUGCAAAUUGGGAUAACAUCCUACGGGCAAUUACCAUGGCCUCAACUAAGUUGGCGGUGCUCAAAGAUGUGGCGGCGCAAGAAGCGAGUGUCGAUAACAAAAAUGAUACCUACUCCCCCUUGCCAGCGACCUUGGUUCGAAUUCCUGCAAUUCAACAAGACAAACCUAGCGAACAAUGA